AUGGGAAAGCAAUUGCAGCGCCAGGACUCUGGUGUUGAGAGCAACCGUCCAGGCUGCAUGUGGAGCCUAAUGCAUAUGCUUGAUUACCAUAAUUGGAACAAUGUCAAAAAUAUGCUUCCACACAGAAAGCGCGCCGGAGGGAGACGAGUCAGAUGCAACUAUGGAAGUAGGAAAGCAACUUUGAACAGUCGUGACAUUGGUCAAAGGGAAGAAUUUGCAGCUGCUGAUGCUGAACCUUUGCUGGUCAAACAUCCCAGUACAGAAAUUAGCUCAGCAAAGAAAAGGUCUGGUAAAUCUCGCACAAAAGCAUCAAGUGCUAAAGAGAAACCUCGUGAAGAAAGCACCAAAAGCUGGAUUUUAAGCUUCCAUGUGCAAUCAUGGUUGUGGCGCACGAGCGAAGUGCACGAUGUACAGCCUUCAGAAAAUUGUUUGGAUAAAACAGGAAAGAGAGGCAGCACUAGUCCCAGCAAGAAACAGGCACUUACUACAGAAGAAAGUGAAAAAGUCAUGGAAUUGGCACCGAACCAGAAGCCAACAAAGACUAACCAGGCACACAAAGACAUUUCCAGCGACCAGUUUAAUGACCAUGCUGAUAUUCUGGAGAUAUUUAAGGCAAACAAGGAAUUUUUCUUAAAAUUCCUACAAGAUCCAGAUGUUAAUACAAACCAGUUUCCUGGCCUGCAAAAUUCCAAGAACAAAGUCAGACUAACAAAAUCAAGGUCAUUUCCUGUAGCUGAUUCAUCUCAAGCUAGAAAUAUUAGGCCUAAGAGCACACUCAAACACAAGCAGAAUGAAGUUUGGUCCUUCCCCAAAGGAGAAAUACUGCUUUCUGGUACUCAGACACCAAAGUUAGUGACAUCCGAAUCUCAAGAGGAUUAUUCUAUGAAGUCCAUGCCUUACGUGGCUGGUGAUAUCAGUGUAGGCAGCAGUGUCAUGAAACAAGAAACAAGCUUUUCUUCUCCGGGUUUGCCUGAGGGAUUUAGUCACCAAGGGUGGAAUCAGUUGGUCAUAAAUCGUUUCAAAGAUAUAACGCAGAAGCUAAUGCAUGCAAUUCAGGAGGGCAAGAAGGAAAAUGCUGACCCUUCCAUUAAGGCACUCUUCCGGAAAGACCCUUCUGGAUGUGAUGAGAAAGAAUUGUCUGAAACUCCGGAUAUAGCCAUGGGACAACAGAGAAACAAGGUGGAUGGUUUUGAUGAUAAUCUUGGGAAGCCAAGAAUUCGCCGUGUAAGAAGAACCUCCUCUUUAGAUGAGUCACUGAAUAGAUAUACUCAGUUGUUUGAGUCUAGCUACAGCAGUGAUCAAAGCAAGUGGGAUCGCUCUAGGAGCUUAAAGUUGAAAAGUGAAGAAAAAGUUCCUUCAACUGGGAAUGCUCAGAAAUUCACUAGAAGGAAUCUCUCAUUGCCUGAUCUUGACUAUUUUUGUUCCACCUUAAAUCGGGCACCGAAAGAUGCUUUUCGUUUAGGGAUGCCAGUUAAAAAUGCUGUGGACCACAAUACGAAUAAGGAAAGUGAUGGUCAUGUUGAUCCCAAGUCAGUGAGCUUUCCUGUAGAUACAGCAGAUAAGUCUGAACAACUAGAUGCUAUUACAGAGACAGAGUUUCAGAAUAACAUGGUAGAAAGAAGUGAAAGCAGUGGUAAUAUUGUUAACUCAGAGGACCUUGAUGAGCAUUUAGAUGAGCCAGCAAUAGGAGAAAUCAGAACUCACCAGAAACAAGAGAUUGGUUUAAGAAUGAAUCCAGAAAGUGAGCUAGCACAACCAAUUGAAAGUUCUAUUCUUGAACCUAAUCUUUCAGACUAUACAACUAGCCAUGCAGAGUUUUCAACCUCAGAAGGUUCAGAGAUAAAUCCUAGGAGCUCCCAUGUGAACGAGUCAGAUUGUUUAGCAGCCUCCCGCAACAUUGUAAACACUGAAAUUGAACACAAGAGUAUGGACAAUCACUCAGCGAGAUUUGUAUUCAAUAAAGUGGAUGAUCCCGAUUCUGAAUUCAAUUAUGUGAAAUAUGUUCUUGAGCUGUCAGGCUUCAUAGGUCAUGAGGACCUUGGGACAUGGCACUCACAGGACCAGCCUUUAGAUCCUGCAUUAUUCAAGGAACUGGAGGCUUGCUUUCAGCAUGAACUUGAUCACCAGCUUCUGUUUGAUUUAGUUAAUGAGACACUGCUUGAGGUUUAUGAAAGAUCAUACACCUACUUCCCAAGAGCCUUGUCCUUGAGUGGAUGCAUCCGUCCAAUGCCCAAAGGGCACCAUCUUCUUGAUGAUGUAUGGAAAAGAGUUAGCUCAUACCUGAGCUUGAGGCCGGAGAUGGACCAGUCGUUGGAUGAUGUCGUGGCUCGAGAUUUGGCAAAGGGUGAUCGCUGGAUGAACCUGCAAUGGGACACUGAGUGUGUGGCACUUGAACUUGAGGAUUUGAUAUUUGAUGAACUAUUAGAUGAAGCUAUUUGUAUUUGA
This is a messenger RNA of Prunus armeniaca (apricot), 2445 nucleotides long. NCBI's taxonomy places the organism in Eukaryota, Viridiplantae, Streptophyta, Magnoliopsida, Rosales, Rosaceae. The record is from the annotation of a GenBank genome assembly.